AUGACAUUCAAAAUUCCAGAAAGCAUGAAAUAUGCUCGUGAAAAUGAUGAUGCCAAUUUUUGUUCGGAUGUAAUUGAUGCUGAGACUGCUAACUUUGUUUAUGAGAUUCUUCAUUCAGAUGCUUUACAGCUUUGCCUUACUCAAGGACAGGAAACAACGGGAUCUGUCCAACAAAUUGGGAAAGCUGCGCUAUUGGAGGAAUCUGAAGAAUUGGAGCAGGAGGAGAAGGUAGUAGAAAUCCCUAAAUCAGAGAAAAUCAAGUCCUCCAUCGAAGAACCACCAACUCUCGAACUGAAGCAAUUACCAAACCACCUCGAGUAUGCUUUCCUUCGAGAAAACUCCAAGCUCCCCGUCAUCAUCAACGCCUCCCUAACUAACGAGGAGAAGGGGAGAUUGAUCAAACUAUUGAAAAGUCAUGAACAAGCCUUGGCCUGGAAAAUCUCCGACAUUCGAGGAAUCAAUCCCUCAUUUCGCACGCACAAAAUUCUGAUGGAGGAUGACUACAAGCCGGUGGUCCAGCCUCAACGUCAACUCAAUCCGAACAUGAAGGAAGUAGUGAAAGCUGAGGUGAUCAAGUUACUUGAUGCUGGAGUAAUUUACCCCAUCCCCGAUAGUUCAUGGGUGAGCCCUGUACAGGUAGCCCCAAAAAAAGGCGGGAUGACCGUCAUCACCAAUGAAAAGAAGGAUCUCAUCCCCACCAGAACAGUCACCAGUUGGAGAGUCUGCAUAGACUAUCGUCACCUGAAUGAUGCCACCAGAAAAGAUCAAUUCCCACUCCCAUUCAUUGAUCAAAUGCUCGAGCGAUUGGACGGCCACAAUUACUAUUGCUUCCUCGAUGGGAUGUCUGGCUACUUUCAAAUUCCCAUCUCACCAGAAGAUCAAGAGAAAACCACAUUCACUUGUCCGUACGGUACUUUUGCGUAUCGGCGCAUUCCUUUUGGAUUAUGCAAUGCACCAGCAACCUUUCAACGGUGUAUGAUUUCCAUCUUUGACGAGUUGGUGGGAGAUAUCAUGGAAGUCUUCAUGGGUGACUUCUUAGUAUUCGGAGAUGCAUUUGACAAAUGCCUCCGCAACCUCGAAAAAUUUCUAAUCCGAUGUGAAGAGACGAAUCUCACUCUCAAUUGGGAGAAAUGCCACUUUAUGGUGACCGAGGGCAUUGUCCUUGGGCACAAUGUUACUUCACAAGGCAUCGAGGUUGAUCGAGCCAAAAUUGACGUCAUCUCCAACCUUCUACCACCAGUCAAUGUGAAAGCAAUAAGGAGUUUUCUUGGGCAUGUGGGCUUCUAUCGACGCUUCAUGAAAGACUUCUCCAAAAUUGCUCGACCAUUGACAAAGCUUCUCGAGAAGGAUGCUCCAUUUGACUUUACGGCGGAAUGCAACGACGCAUUUGAGGCACUAAAGCACAAACUGACCCACGCCCCGAUUAUGGUGGGUCCCGACUGCAGCCUACCGUUCGAACUCAUGUUUGACGCAUCUGACUACGCCGUAGGAGCUGUCCUCGGCCAAAGGUAUGACAAACAUUGCAAACAAAUUUCCUAUGCAAGUAAACCUUAA
Molecule: messenger RNA, 1554 nt
Organism: Linum trigynum
Lineage: Eukaryota; Viridiplantae; Streptophyta; Magnoliopsida; Malpighiales; Linaceae
Source: the annotation of a GenBank genome assembly